Gastrolobium bilobum is the source of this 1824-nucleotide messenger RNA. RefSeq lists its product as uncharacterized. The record is from RefSeq and is a predicted model, not a curated record. Gene Ontology annotation, biological process: DNA repair; telomere maintenance. Lineage: Eukaryota; Viridiplantae; Streptophyta; Magnoliopsida; Fabales; Fabaceae. Gene Ontology annotation, molecular function: DNA helicase activity. The transcript is spliced from 5 exons. Bases 1 to 1824 code for a protein of 607 amino acids.
AUGGCAGAAAAUUGUAAGGAUGCAUUUGCAAUUUGCCGUUGGGCUGGAUAUCCUCAUAUUUUCGUAACAAUUACCUGUAAUCCUAAGUGGCCAGAAAUUUCACGGUUUCUUAAGGCUAGAACGCUGAACGCUGAAGAUCGUCCAGAUAUUCUUUGCAGAGUAUUCAAGUUCAAAUUGGACCAGUUGUUACAGGAUUUAAGAAACGGACAUAUUCUUGGCAAAAUUAAUGGAUAUGUUUGUACAAUUGAGUUUCAAAAACGUGGGUUGCCUCAUGCUCAUAUUCUACUGUUCUUGCAUUCCUCUAACAAGCCAGAAAGUGCUCUCGAUAUUGACAAAUUGAUUUCUGCGGAGAUUCCUGAUAAAGAUUGUGAUCCUUCAUUAUUUGCAGCUGUAACAAGUUAUAUGAUGCACGGUCCAUGUGGUCCUAAUAAUUACAAGUCUCCUUGCAUGAAAGAGGGAAAGUGUUCAAAGAAAUUUCCCAAAAAAUUCAGCUCCCGUACAAUUAUUGACGAUGAUGGAUUCCCUCAUUAUAAAAGAAGAAAUAAUGGGAGAUUUGUUAUUAGGAACGGUGUGGAGCUAGAUAACCGUUCUGUUGUGCCUUACAAUGCAAACCUUCUUUUAAAAUAUCAAGCUCAUAUAAAUGUUGAAUACACCUGUCAGAGCAGUGCUAUUAAAUAUCUUUUUAAAUACAUCCAUAAAGGAAAUGAUCGCGUGACAGCUGCUAUAAAACAUUCAGAUCCAACUCUUGAUGCAUCUCGAAAAAAUGAUGAAAUUCAAAUGUUUUAUGAUUGCAGGUAUGUGUCUGCAUGCGAGGCUGCUUGGAGAAUUUUUGGCUUUGAUAUUCAUUUUAGAUAUCCUCCUAUUCAGAGAUUGUCAUUUCACUUGCCUAAUGCAAAGAAUGUUGUUUUCCGGGAUAAUGCAUCAAUAUCUGAUGCGAAGACAAGAGCUGAGUCCAGGAGGUCGAUUUUUGAGGCUUGGAUGGAAGCAAACAAAAAAUAUCCAGAAGGAAGGCAUCUAACUUAUGCUGAGUAUCCAACCCAUUUUGUUUAUAAAGAAGAUACCCAAGAAUGGCACCCUAGAAAAAAAGGAUUUUCAAUCGGUAGAAUAAAUCGUUUCUCAGCUAAUAAUGGAGAAGAUUCAUAUCUUCGGAUGCUUCUUACUUUUCAGAAAGGUUGUACAAGCUAUUAUGAUUUGAGAACAAUUAAUGGUGUGCUUUUUCCUUCGUUUAAGGAUGCAUGCUAUUUUUUGGGUCUUUUGGAUGAUGACAGAGAGUAUAUCGAUGCUAUUAAAGAGGAAAAGUCUUGGAAAUUCCUCUCUGACGAUAUCUUAUAUCUACAUAGGAAAAAUAUAGGAUGUUCAGAUGCAUCUCUUCCAGAAGAUUGUAUAAUAAAUUCUACACUUGCUGAAAUAGACAAAGUACUGCAGAGCAAUGGUAGAUCUCUAUCAGAUUACCCGUCAAUGCCUCGCAUAAUGAUGGAAUCAUUGAUGGAUAUACAAAAUAGAUUGGUGCUUGAUGAGUUAUCGUAUGACAGGUUAUUUUUUAUAGAAGAACAUAAGAGAUUAUUACAUUCCCUAACUGAUGAGCAGAAAGAUGUCUACGAGAAGAUUAUUUCAGCGGUUUCCCGAGGCACAUGGGUUUUUUUCUUUCUUUAUGGGUUUGGAGGCACAGGAAAAACAUUUAUUUGGAAUACUUUGUCUGCAUCUGUUAGAUCAAAUGGAAAAAUUGUACUAAAUGUUGCUUUGAGCGGAAUUGCUUCCCUUCUGUUGCCUGGAGGACGUACAACACAUUCCAGAUUUCGUAUUCCUAUUCAGAUCAACGUGUAA